This is a messenger RNA of Salvia miltiorrhiza (redroot sage), 1818 nucleotides long. RefSeq lists its product as uncharacterized. NCBI's taxonomy places the organism in Eukaryota, Viridiplantae, Streptophyta, Magnoliopsida, Lamiales, Lamiaceae. The coding region runs from base 29 to 1675 and encodes 548 amino acids. The record is from RefSeq and is a predicted model, not a curated record. The transcript is spliced from 2 exons.
AUCUUUGUUUUUUCCAGAUGGUGACACCAUGUCGAUUAGACCAACCUCUUUCAAAAUGGCAAGUUUGAUGGCGUGCAAACAGAAAGUUGCCCUUACAGCUCCAGUUCUAGCCAGCAUCUACAAAGGGUUGAACACUAUCUCUAAUUCUAUGGAGCCUUCUCUUGUCCCGGUGACGCUACCCUUUCAUUUCAUAUAUGGUUGGAUAGCGCUCUAUUUCAAUACUCACAUUCCCCUUCCAAGAAGCCUUGGUGUCGCCAGGAUGACUCUAUACUCAGGCGAAGGAGCUGCGAAGUAUUAUCUGCCUGUUGCAUGCCGCGAACGUAUUCAGUCGUACAACUCGAUUCGUUGGAAUUGUACCACAUUCACCAAGGAAGAUGACAUUUUCUAUGUCGAUGGUGAAAAUACAAGAGAGAUUGAGCAAUGCUUCUUCAUGGCUAUUCGCUCGAGUUUUUUGGUUCGCCGGCUGGAUGACCACUUCAUCGUGGAGUCUUAUGGUCCUCACCGCUUCAGCCGUCAAUUUAGCUAUUACCAAAUCGUACCCAGCAGCCUUACUCAGAACAUUCGAAGGACAUCUCUGGAAGAAGGUCUCAACCUUUGGCGCAUGUGUUUGCUGCACAGAUCGCGAUCAAGGGCAUGUUUUCCCCGAUCUUCUUUGGACAUGAAGAUACAUUGUUCAGUCGACUAUAAGACUUGGUGGGAUAUGACGUACAGAUUUUCUUCUGAAAACAAAAUCUCUUCUCCGGCUCAUAUCACUUUUAAAAGAAAAGAUCAGGAAGAAGCAAUCAACUCCAAAGAUGGAAAGAGGAAGGUCGUCUCUACCACCCUCAUAGCUGAUUCUGGUAGUAGCAAUUCUGAGCGUAAUUGGAAGAAGAAGAGAAUUGCGGGGUCCUCAAAACCGGCCGAGGGUCACGUUGAGGAAGAGCCAACUCUAGUGGAUGUCGAUGUGAACAAGACUUUGAAAGAAGUGUUUGGAAAUAAUCUUGAGAAGGGCUCACCAAUCGACUGUGUAUCCAUUGAAUCCAAUAAGUCAAACGAGAUUCCUUGUCUUGCUAAACAAUCCCGCCCCCGACCAAUGCCAUCAUGUGGGGCGCCUUCCGAGUUCAAUGCCACACGCAUGAUCGAUGAUGAACUCAAGUCGUGCUGCAGGAUCAUCUGGGGAAAGCUUCGUGACAAGGUUGAGAGAACCAAAGUCGAGUUUCUAUCGGCGCUUGAAGACGAGAUACGGAGUGGCCUUUCCCGUAUGAAGAUUAUUUGUGGUCUUGACCUUUCCAACCUUGAAGAUAGUAUUGAUGAACUAUUCUCCAAAGCCACCACUUUUGAUAAAGUAAGGUCGGCUUCUCAUGAGAUCAAUGAAGGCCACACACUCAAAGUUCGAGAGGUCAAGGUUUGCCUUCAAGAGAAGUUUGCCAAAGAGAAGAAGGAUGCUGCGAAUUGUGAUGCUUUAAAAGCGGAUCUUGAUGAGUUGGAGAAACGCAAGAAAGAAUUAUUGGUGUCUUUGGAGCAGCGAAGCCUGAUACUCAAGACUACUCGUGGUGAGAUCAAGGUACUCAAGGAAGACCUGGCCAAGCUUGAGGAGGCUUCGAGAAAUGAUGAGGUCUUGAAGAAUUUGGAAGCCUUGAAGCUUUCACUAGAGUCUAUGCAGCAGAUUUUGAGAGAUCAAGACCCUUUUGCUUAGUAUAUUGCAUUUUUAUCAUUCCUCUUUUGAUGAUUCUCAUUUGGUUUGUCAUGGAUAUUUUGACAUCUUCUCCCGAUGCUUGUGCUUCUUUUGAUGACUUGAUUUUUUUUUGCUAUUUUGGAAUGAAACGUGUUUUGGUUUCA